AUGACGCUCGUGUCGAUCGACGACGACCGGCGGGGGAGCCAGAGCACAACAUUGCUGUUUCUGGCCUGCAAGCGCGACAAGCAAACCGUUUUCCUGGAGCCCAGCGAGACGGACAAGAUCCAGCGCUCCAUCGAUGUGAUUGCAGACCUGCUUCAGAAGGACAGUGACCACGUCUCACUCGUGUACCAAGGUCAACGCCUCGAUGCCGACCACAACGCUGCGGUUGGCUCGGGAACUCUGGCCAAACUCAUCGUCACCUUCACCGUCACAUCACGAGGGGACUGGAACGCGGUUACUGUUUCUCGUGUCUGUGUUACCGCGCCUGCUUUGACCGAAGAGGCACUCAAAAAGCUCGGUGAGCGAGCCGAUGCUGUCAAUGAACAGAGAGAGCGAUCACGGCGCAAGCGAAUGCGAAAGCGUGCCAAGGCUGAAGCCGAAUUUCGCGAUGACGGCAAGUCACAUCUGAAGGAGCUUGUGGGUGAGGGUCUUCUCGGACCGGAUCCAGAGGAGGAGGCCCCCUCCACCCCCGUAACUGGUGGUGCCAACCCAUCGUCAACCCCGAAUAAUGAUAAAUCAGAUGGCCAGAAUGCCACGUCCAGCCCCAGCAAGCGGGCCAAGUCCAUCACCGGUCUUGCGGGUGGUCCAGUCAGUAGCAAGCAUUUACAGGCCAUCAAGCUGGCCACCAACAUUGAUCGGCGUGAG
Messenger RNA from Monosiga brevicollis MX1, 702 nucleotides. RefSeq lists its product as uncharacterized. The annotation marks the transcript as partial. The record is from RefSeq and is a predicted model, not a curated record. The transcript is spliced from 5 exons. NCBI's taxonomy places the organism in Eukaryota, Choanoflagellata, Craspedida, Salpingoecidae.